UUAACUUCCACUAAUUGCCCACUUAAACUCCAGCGACUAUCGUCGUCGGCUGAUUUUUAACGGGCUUUUAUCACAAUUUGGUUAAUUCUUCAGAAAACACAGUUUGCCUUGUCAUAACGGUUUAGAGGUAAUUUCUUCGGAUGUUAAGGUGUUCCCGCCGCCGUUGACCCGGUCCCCACUAUCUCCCUCCCACUCUAUCUCUCGGUGUUUUAUGUCUGCGUCACAACAAGUCGGUCGAGAAAGAGGCAGGGAUGAUGGCGUCUCUCGCGGGUUGAUUCGCGUGCUGCUCUGACAAACACGCUUAAUAGCAUCAGUAGGUGGAGAAAAGAGAGCAAAUGCACCGGAACAUGACGAAACUACGUCGCGGAGGACAGACAGACCAUACAGACCGAGAGAAAGACCGACGUACCGACGGUGUCUCACUGACGACUUGACAGACAUACGCGCUUGGCACAGACACAUACAUGCACAUCCACUUUGGCACACACGUAGGCUUCACAUCCAACCGGGCAGUAAUUGAGACGAGAGGAAAACAGAAGGGAGAAAAUAUUUCAUGUCAAGCCGGCACAGGAAUCGCUGUGACCCCAACGGAGAGGAGUUCGAUUUGACAGGAUGGGGGGAGUAAGUGAAGGGGAUGAUGUGUUAGCUCGAUGGAGUGAUGGACUACUGUACCUCGGCAAUGUGAAAAGAGUAGAUGGAGUCAAGCAAUGUUGUCUGGUGAGAUUUGAGGACAACUCGGAAUUCUGGGUCCUAAGAAAAGACAUUCACUCUUUCUCAGUUGGAGUGGAAGAAGUUUGCUGUGUCUGUGAUGCCCCGCCUCUUAAAGAACCUCUCAUCAAUUGUCUUAAAUGUCGUCACGGUUAUCAUCCGGAGUGCCACACUCCGUCCAUUGAGCCAGAAGCUGACAGCAAUUCUUGGAUAUGUCGGCAAUGUGUCUUUGCAGUGGCAACCAAGAGAGGGGGAGCCAUCAAACGAGGACGGUUUGCCCGGCUCAUGCAAAUCAUGAAACUUCGGCUGCCCUAUCAGCUAUCAUCUUUAGACUGGGACCCACAGCAUCUGACCAACCAGCAGCAGUGUUACUGCUACUGUGCCGGACCUGGAGAGUGGAACCUGAAAAUGUUGCAGUGUGGAAGUUGUGGUCAGUGGUUUCAUGAAGCUUGCACACAGUGUCUGACCAAGCCGUUGUUAUACGGAGACAGGUUUUAUGAGUUCCAGUGCUCAGCCUGUGCAAACGGACCAGAGACAAUUCAACGGCUACCCAUGAGCUGGGUAGAUUUGGCCCAUUUGGUGCUCUACCAUCUCUCCUUGUGCUGCAAGAGAAAAUACUUUGAUUUCGACCAUGAAAUCAUGUCGUUUGCCAAUGAGAAUUGGGACUCUUUGCUUCUCGGCUCGCUCUCUGACACACCAAGGCAAGAUCGCUGCCACAAUCUGCUCAACGCUUUGAACUCCAACAAAGACAGGUUUGUCUCUGGUAAAGAGAUCAAGAAGAAGAAGUGUCUUUUUGGGCUCCAGGUCCGAGCUCCGCCUCCCCUGACCUCUGAUUCGUCCCCCCUCAUCACUGACCCGCCCAUCAACAUCACCCAAAGGAGAAGGUCAGACCCAUUGUCACUGCCCUGCCAGAGGAGAGCGGUGGGGCCAGAGUCACGCAAAUCAAAGCGGCGCAUCAUGGAGACACAGCCUUGUCCGCCCCCGGUCCCAGCCACCCCAAUAGAUCUGGUGCCAUGUUGCCAUGGCUACGUAGGUGGAACUAACCUCUACAACUCCAGGAAGGAGGAGGAGCUGAAUUUGGGCUCUCCACCUAAGAGGAUGUUUGCCCUGUAUCACCCCACCUAUAACGGAGCCCCAGCCAUCUCUAGAACCCUGCAUCACUAUAGUGCGGAAGACCCUUGUCGAGUGCCGCCCCCCUGCCUCCCCUUCUCCCUGUCAUCCUCCCACCAUCACCACCACAACAACCAGCACCACCACCAGCACCAGCCUGGACAAAAGUUGGAUCCGUGCCCCUCCCUCAUGCUGCGUGAUGUCCCUUCCUAUCCGGGCGGCGUGGGGGCGGGGGGAUGGGUCAGCUGCCAGGGGCUGGGGGCGGGGACGGGGUGAGGAUUUUGGCGAGGCGAGUAACGCCAGACGGGAAGGUCCAGUACCUCGUGGAGUGGGGGAACGUGAGUGUGUACUGAGAGAAAAUGAGAGAGAGAUGGGGGGGUGGAGGGAGGAUCAACACACCAGAGUGCUUGGCAGCAAAGAGGGGAUAUUGGGGAGAGAGAGAGAAAGAAUGACUGUCGUGCAGGUGCGACAUCAGAAAUGUGUGGCAACUUCAAGUACAAGCAAAACAAAAACCCCACACAAGGCAAAUCCAGGUUGCUCAAACAAUAUCGCCUCCAUUCUAUAUCAUCACACUACGUGUUACUAUAUCUCCCUCUUUGCUAGUGUUUCCCCUAUAUUUGUACUGUAUACCUUUGGAAUAUGCCUUUGCAUUUAUCAUGUUUACGUUUGAAGAUUGUAUAUACAGUAUUUGAUUAUAGGCAAUUUGUUAUGUUACCUAUUGUCAUACUUGAUUUACAUGAUAUUAUGUAAUAGAAAUAUAUUAGGAGCCGCAACAGGGCUUUUGUUUUAUAGUUAGAUUUAUAUAUUCACAAUAUAUUAUUAUAGAAUGAUUUGAUGAUGUGGUUGCAUAGUGCCUAUUUGGAUUGUGCAUCUGCAGAUUGAGAAGUUGACCUGAAUCAAGGGAUCAGGUGAUUGAAAUGUAUGAUAACUAUUCUAUAAGGUUUUCUUCCUCAUCCACCAAUUGCAAUGGAAGAGUCACGACCAUGUUGUGUAGGCUUUCACACACAGAAUUAGUGUAAAAUACAUUCCAAACAAAUAUCAAAACACCUCAAGAUUACUGAUCAAAAUCUUUGAUCAGAUAGUCAUGGAAAAUGGCCGCUCGCUGAGCCAGAUUUCACUGUCAAUUUGUUGAGGGGUGCUUUACAUUCUUUUAGGGAAGAGAAGACAACAAAUUAUGGUAUUAUGUGCAGGUGAAACUAUUUGUACUGUUUUCCAUUUUCAGGUCAUAGACAGAGGAGUCAUCUCCUAUCUUCCAGGUUUACACUGAGGAUGAGAGAUAGCGUUAACUCUGGCCCACUUCAAUGCUGAUACCUAAGCCCUAGUCUGGACACUGUAGAUCUGACAAGAUUGGAUAGAUAUGAGCAAUAUGGCUUAUGUUUCAUCCGACCUAUCAGAGGGAAAGGUGCAGCUUUCAUCAUAUUUCUCAUAUAUCUGAUCCUUUCAGAUGUACCCAACUGUCUAAGGGGUAAGGGCUAUGGGUUUGUGUUUGAUUUGGAACUGGGCCCCGGAGAUCAUAGUGGAACAGGAGGUUGUGUAUAGAACUCUAGAAUAUCAUAGUGCAAGGUUCAGAGUUUAUAUUUAUACAGAUCCUUUAUUUCUGCCUUUUGUGGGAUAAAACACAGAUAAGAGUAAAUGUAUGUGAUGUAUCCCCCAGAAGACAGAUUGUGUUACAGGUGUAGUUACAGUAAAUAACACAAUAGGCAGUUAUACUGUUAUAAUCAUGUCAACAGAAACCAUGUUCAGUCAUUUUUUUAAAAACCACAACAAGAUGUCGCCCAUUCCCCAGAUUGAAUGAUGUGAAAUAUGCCAUCUCCUACUUAAGCAAUAAGGCCUGAGCGGGUGUGGUAUAUGGCAAAUAUACCACGGCUAAGGGCUGUUCUUAAGCACAACCAAACGCGGAGUGUCUGGAUACAGCCCAUAGCCAUUGUAUAUUGGCCAUAUACCACAAACCCCAGAGGUGCCUUAUUGCUAUUGGUUAACAACGUAAUUAGAACAGAAAACAAGUAAUUUUGUGUUAUACCUGUGGUAUACGGUCUGAUAUACCACAUCUUUCAGCCAAUCAGCAUUCAGUGCUCGAAUGACCCGGUUUCUAAUAGUGAAUAGGUGAUUGCUCAGCCUGGUCUCAUAGACUAAACGUAACAUAGUAAAUGUAAAUCCAGAACACUCAAAUUAGUAUGAUAUGUUACAUUUGGUAUGGUUAGAUAAGACAGAAGGUUACGUAAGGCAAAAAGGAAAGUAAUGUGGUUGGUCAGAGUGGAUGGGUAGGUAUAUAACGCAGAUGACUAGCAACCCAAAGGUUGCGUGUUCGAAUCUCAUCACGGACUUUAACAUUUUAGUUUAUUAGCAACUUUGCAACUACUUACUACUUUUUAGCUACUUUGCACCUACUUAGCAUGUUAGCUAACCCAUCCCUAGCCCUAACCAUAACCCUUUAACUUAACUCCUCACCUUAACCCCUAGUGUAGUUAACGUUAGCCACCUAGCUAACUUUAGCGUUAGUCACCUAGAUAACGUUAGCCACAACAAGUUGGAAUUCGUAACAUAUCAUACGUUUUGCAAAUUCCUAACAUGUACAAAUUACAAUUCCUAACAUCUAAUUCGAAAUGGAUAAUGGACAUCCACAAAUUAAUACAUAUCUAAUUGGAGUGUCACAGAUUUACAUUUACUAUGUUACGUCUACCCCUGAGUCCAGGUUGGAUUGCUAAGUGUUUGGCACGUUUCUAAAUGGCAGUGCAGGUCAAAUGAACCUCCCAACUCAGUCCUUCCCAUCCCAGUUUAGGAUUUAGAUCAUUCUCAGUGAAUUUGGCUGUAGUUGAAUAGGAAGAGGUCUGUGGAACCAUCAGUUCGAUGGUAAUGAAUGUAUCUGUAUGUUUUCUAUGGUAAAGUAUGUCUAUAGACCCGUCAAGUGUUCGUUACUGUAGGUUAUAGAUGGAACUAUACAAAAUGACUUCAAAGGACUGGGGUAAAUCUGAUUUUUGAGUUGAGGAAUAAGAAGCUAAGAGAGUCUCUAUAGUCUUCUCUUUUUUAUUUGUAGUCGAGUCCAAGUUUGGUUUGAUGUAUUUUUGGACUUUUGGUCAAAUUACGUUUCUACAUGUAUAACCUAGGCUGACACAGCCAAUGUAAAAUUAAAAACAUUAAAAGUUGCCCUUCACAUCUUA
Molecule: messenger RNA, 4976 nt
Organism: Oncorhynchus tshawytscha (Chinook salmon)
Lineage: Eukaryota; Metazoa; Chordata; Actinopteri; Salmoniformes; Salmonidae
Product: PHD finger protein 1
Exons: 15
Coding region: 613-2094 (493 amino acids)
Biological process (GO): regulation of DNA-templated transcription; chromatin organization
Cellular component (GO): nucleus
Molecular function (GO): chromatin binding; DNA binding
Source: RefSeq, a predicted model, not a curated record